CGUAGAUACAAAUUAGUUUAUGUCCCUGGUGGAAAUAAUGAUGUGUUAAUGGCACAUGCAUUAAGUUAUUGCCAAUUGACAUGACCACUGUCAAGGGCAAAACAAUAACAUCGAUAUGAGUCAGUUCCAAUUGUCCGCCCAACUAUUGGUUCGGACACUGACAUUGUAAUGAUUCAGAGCUCAUGACUUUUUUGUUUGCUUGUGCAUGUGUUUGCAGAUCUGAAACAAGAUGGGAAAUGGUUUAGUGAAACCCAAGCAACUGAAGGAGCAGGAAAACAACAUCCUUUCGAGCAACGCAAUGCUUCAGGGAGACUCUGGGACGGGUGCAAAUCUAAAAGCCGCAGGAGAAAUUCUCCAGGACAGAUUAUUGGAACUGGAACUGGAGAACAAAAACAAAGAUGACCAGCUGCACAGGCAGGAGAGCAAGAUACAAGAACUGCAAGAGCAGCUCAUUAGGCAGACCCAUACCAUCGCUGAAAUCACAGAAGAUUUACAAGCCAAAUGCAUCCAAGUGAACAAACUGCAGGAUGUCGUUAAAACUCAGUGUGGAGUCCUUUUUCAGUCAUCACCAUCACCACUUAGAUCUGCGAAUAGAUUUAUGAAUCAGUGCACCAGCGUGCUAAAGGACAUUGCCAACCAAAGGAGAGGAGCUAAGGAGGGAGUGUCAGCAGAACCUACCACCAGGACCUAUGACUCCAGUAAACUGCCUAUGUUCUCGUUGGAAGGAGCCAGGAUUCAAAAAGAUUCAGGGGUGAAGAAGCUCAUAACUGUGGCCUUCAACAAGAACCAGUUUCUGAAACGACUGGAGACUCAGCAUGUCCGAGACAUGGUGGAGUGUAUGUAUGAGAAAAACUACCAAGAUGGUGACUAUGUUAUUAAGCAAGGCGAACCAGGAAACCAUCUUUUUGUAUUGGCAGGCACCUCAAUGUUGAUCAAGCAUGAAUGGUGGAACUUUCCAGAUCUAAUGUGGACUAGGUCACAGACUCAGCUGACAAAUCCUCAAGCAUACAGAUCGUUAGACAUGAGAGUAAACAAACAAUUGCGUGUUGACUAUGGUUACAUGUGUGGUUACUCGUGCUGUGAUUGUCCCCUUGAAGCUGUAACCUGUGUCAAAACCUGGGUUCUGGAUCGAGAAGCCUUUCGGAAUAUUAUGAGAGGAACAGCUCAGGCCAGACAUGAGCAGUACAGAAACUUCCUCAGAAGUGUUUCUUUGCUUAAGAACUUACCAGAAGAUAAGCUUGUGAAGAUAGUAGACUGUUUGGAGGUGGAAUACUAUGAUAAAGGGGAUUAUAUCAUCCGGCAAGGUGAGGAAGGAAGUACCUUUUUCAUUUUGGCAAAGGGAAAGGUUAAAGUCACUCAGAGCACUGAGCUCCAUCUGGAACCAAAAACGAUCAAAGUCCUGCAGAGAGGAGAACACUUUGGGGAAAAAGCUCUGGUCAGUGAUGAUGUCAGGUCAGCUAACAUAAUUGCUGAUGAAAAUGGCGUGGAAUGUCUUGUCAUAGACAGAGAAACAUUCAAUCAAACAGUUGGAACAUAUGAUGAACUCCAAAACUACCUGCAGGGCUAUGUGGCAGAGUUGGCGAAAGAUGAUGAGAAGAGACAAGCCAAGCGCGGGAUAGCAAACUGGAAGUGUAGGGAAGAGAUCUCUUUAGAAAUGAUUGAGUUGAUGGAGAAGGUAGCCAAGUUUUCUCCAACAUCUCUAUUCAGGAACCUUGAAAUCAUCGCCACCUUGGGGGUAGGUGGAUUUGGGAGAGUUGAGUUGGUUAAAAUGAAGAAUGAAAAUGUGACAUUUGCUGUGAAGUGCAUAAAGAAAAAACACAUUGUCGACACAAGGCAACAAGAACACAUCCACUCAGAGAAGAAGAUUCUUGAAGAAGCUCGCUCUCCAUUUAUUGUAACACUGUUUCGCAGUUUUAAAGAUAACAAAUACGUUUACAUGCUGUUGGAGGCUUGUCUUGGAGGAGAGAUCUGGAGCAUUCUACGGGAUAGAGGCUGCUUUGAUGAGUCCACCUCAAAAUUUUGUAUUUCUUGCGUGACGGAAGCUUUUGAUUAUCUUCACCAUAUUGGAGUCAUCUACAGAGACCUGAAACCUGAGAACCUGAUGCUUGAUACUGAAGGAUACAUAAAGUUGGUUGACUUUGGAUUUGCUAAGAAAAUCGGCAGGGGUCAGAAAACGUGGACAUUUUGUGGAACACCUGAAUAUGUAGCACCUGAGAUAAUUCUGAACAAAGGCCAUGAUUUUGGUGUAGACUUCUGGUCAUUGGGAAUCCUUGUAUUUGAGCUUUUGACUGGCAGCCCACCAUUUUGUGGAUAUGAUCAGAUGUUAACCUACAACAUGAUUCUCAAAGGUGUAGAAAAAAUGGAUUUUCCCAAGAAGAUAACAAAACGACCAGAAGACAUGAUCCGUAGGCUGUGCAAACAAAAUCCAAAUGAACGUCUGGGAAAUCUGAAAAAUGGAAUAAAUGACAUUAAGAAGCACAGAUGGUUCAGUGGUUUUAACUGGGAAGGAUUAAAAACCAGGACUUUAUCAUCACCAUUAAAAAGAGAGCUUAAAGGUCCAACAGAUUAUAGAUACUUUGAUUCCUAUCCUCCAGAUAAGGAUAUUCCCCCAGAUGAGCUCUCAGGCUGGGACAAGGAUUUCUAGAUCAAUGCCAAAUCUUCAACAAGUUGUGAGAAAAAGGAUUUUUGCUGUUACUCUUACUAAUGUUCAAAAGCACCCUGGACAAUUUCCUCUAAGUAUGCAUCCUUUAAUUUUUGGCUUUGUUAACAAUCAGAAAAACAACCACAGAAGAAAGUGAACAUUAAUUUCAAAAGAGGAAAGAAGUCGUACCGUCAAUAAUAUUACCUGAAAAAAAAUGAUGAUGAAGAUUGAAAUGGCUACUGAACUGCAUUGGAACACUUGUGCAAACAUUUCCUUAGGCUUUGAAAAGUCAGCUGCACUGUUUGAAGAGGAGAAGCUCAUGUGGAAAUGUUAUGAAGCAAGAGCAAAUUGCUGCAUAAGUGCAAACAGCAGCAGGACUCGCAUUACACAGUUUUUUUCCCAUGGUAACUGUCUUCGUAUUUUAAUUGAGCCGGUUCCCUUGCCAGGUACUGAACCCACUCUGUGGUAUUUCUGAGAAGAGCUGAAUGCAAUCUUUCUGGUUCAUACUUUCUCUAGAUUUUGCACACAUCUCUGCAAUAAUGUAUAAGCUUUCAGUAACUCAUAAUACUGAACUGACUAUAUGUUCACAAUCUGACAUCUCUAUCCUAGGCCAAACAUUUGUGGCUCCUCCUUUCCAUCAGAAUGGCUUAUGCAUUGGCUAAGGUUGCACCAUUGUUUUAAAAGGGCACCAGUAGAAGACAGGGCCAGUGAACCUGGCGUCAGUUUGGGGUGAGUUACUGGAGGGGAUUCUGAGGGACAGGAUCUCUCAGCAUUCUAAUAGACAAGGAUAUCUUGUCACCAUGGAUAUGUGCAUGGGGAAAUUGUGUUUCACAAAUGUGUUCAAGUUUUUGAAGAGGUAACCAGGAGGACUGAUGAGGGCAUGAUGGUAGACAUUGCCUGUAUGGGUUUUAGCAAGGUCUUUGACAAGGUCUGCUUGAUAGGCCGAAAGGUUAAAUCACAUGGGAUCCAGGUAGAACUAGCUAGUGGGAUACAUAAUGGCUCGAUAGUAGGUAUAGAAUGUGAUGGGUUGAAGGUUGUUUUUUGGAAUGGAGGCAUGUAACUUGUGGUGUGCCUCAGGAAUCGAUGUCAGGGCCAUUGUGCUUCUUCAAUAAUUUAAAUGAUUUGUGUGAGAAUAUCACAAAGUUAGCAAGUUUGCAGAAGACAAUUUGUAGGUGGUUUCAUAGGAAAUGAAGGAGGUUUACAAAAAUUACAGUGGGAUCUUGAUCAGCCAGGUAAAUGGGAGGAGGAAUGGCAAAUGCCAUUUGACUCAGAAAAGUGAACAUUUCCAAAAUGUUACAUUUGAUUUAAAUCUUUUUAUUUGAAUUUCACAGCAAUUUGCAUACAUACAAUGAUAACAGACAGUGACAGUCAAGGCAUAAUUGUGCAACAGUAUGUAAGCGACCCUCAAAGCCCUUACCCUUACCCACCUUCAACCCACCCGAAUCAGGUCGGAACCAAACGGGGACAAACAACACUCACAUACAUACACAUCCACACAAAUAUGGUAAGAUAAACAAAACAAAAAGUACUAAAAAAAAAGGGGGUCACUAAUAACAGUAACUAAGUA
This is a messenger RNA of Leucoraja erinaceus (little skate), 4208 nucleotides long. RefSeq names its product protein kinase cGMP-dependent 2 (gene prkg2). NCBI's taxonomy places the organism in Eukaryota, Metazoa, Chordata, Chondrichthyes, Rajiformes, Rajidae. Gene Ontology annotation, molecular function: cGMP-dependent protein kinase activity; ATP binding. The transcript has 19 exons. The coding region runs from base 230 to 2644 and encodes 804 amino acids. The record is from RefSeq and is a predicted model, not a curated record. Gene Ontology annotation, biological process: protein phosphorylation.